Punica granatum (pomegranate) is the source of this 2075-nucleotide messenger RNA. The record is from RefSeq and is a predicted model, not a curated record. NCBI's taxonomy places the organism in Eukaryota, Viridiplantae, Streptophyta, Magnoliopsida, Myrtales, Lythraceae.
GCUGAAACGAUCAGCAAACCCCGCCCUCCCUCCCUCCCUCCGUGCGCAGAAAUGGAAGACAUUGAAGACUUGGUGGCGGUGGGAGGAGCUCCCCCCGGAUUCCGCCUCCCAUUGACGGCAGUCGGCGUGAACCUUAAGAAGAAGAAGAAGCAGAGCAGCAAGCUCAAUGGCUCCGUUGAUUCUACCAAGCUCUCCCCUUCUUCUAACAACAUCCCCGGCACACAGACGAUAUACGUCAAGACAUUCGGAUGCUCUCACAAUCAGAGUGACAGUGAAUAUAUGGCGGGUCAGCUUUCGGCAUUUGGUUAUUCCUUGACCGACACUCCAGAGGAGGCAGACUUAUGGUUGAUAAAUACGUGCACGGUCAAAUCACCAAGUCAGUCUGCCAUGGAAACUCUCAUAACAAAAGGGAAAGCUGCAAAGAGGCCUUUAGUGGUGGCGGGCUGUGUGCCUCAGGGAAGUCGGGAUUUAAAGGAGCUAGAAGGCGUGAGUAUAGUUGGUGUCCAACAGAUUGACAGGGUUGUUGAGGUUGUUGAAGAAACUCUAAAAGGACACGAGGUGCGGCUUCUAAACCGCAAGACUUUGCCAGCACUUGACCUCCCAAAGGUGAGGAAAAAUAAGUUUAUCGAGAUCCUCCCAAUAAAUGUCGGAUGCUUAGGUGCUUGCACAUAUUGCAAGACAAAGCAUGCACGUGGUCAUCUUGGGAGUUACAUGAUCGACAGUCUUGUAGGACGUGUAAAAACUGUCAUUGCCGAUGGAGUCAAAGAGAUAUGGUUAAGCAGUGAAGACACUGGAGCAUAUGGUCGUGACAUUGGUGUUAAUCUUCCAAUGUUACUGAAAGCCAUCGUUGCGGUACUUCCAACUGAUGGAAGCACGAUGCUUCGGGUUGGGAUGACCAAUCCACCUUAUAUUCUCGAGCAUUUGAAAGAGAUAGCAGAGGUUCUGAGUCAUCCCUGCGUCUACUCAUUUCUCCAUGUGCCAGUCCAGUCUGGUAGUGAUGCAAUUUUGACUGCAAUGAAUCGAGAGUACACUGUGGGCGAGUUUAGGACUGUUGUGGAUACCUUAACCGAACUUGUGCCUGGAAUGCAGAUUGCAACCGAUAUAAUCUGUGGAUUUCCUGGUGAAACUGAUGAAGAUUUUUCGAAAACCAUUAGCCUGAUUAAGGAAUACAAGUUUGCUCAGGUUCACAUCUCACAGUUCUACCCUCGGCCAGGGACACCUGCUGCAAGGAUGAAAAAGGUGCCUAGUAAUGUCGUGAAGAAUCGGAGCCGCGAACUGACUUCCAUUUUUGAAGCUUUCACACCUUACUCUGGAAUGGAGGGCAAAGUUGAAAGAAUAUGGAUAACUGAAGUUGCAACAGAUGGAAUUCAUUUGGUUGGCCAUACAAAAGGUUACAUUCAAGUACUCGUGGUUGCUCCUGACAGUAUGCUCGGUAGUUCUGCCAUUGUUAGGAUAACAUCAGUGGGAAGGUGGUCCGUUUUUGGGGAAGUGAUUGAGACUUUGACCCAGUCAGACGCACAGAGUUCCCCAAUCAAGAAACCAUCAUUGAAGGGUGAAACUUCUCCCUUCGACAGUCCCUGUGGUUCCAAUUCGUGUUCAAGGGAGGCAGACUCCUGUGCCUGUGAAGGAGAAAGUUGUGGACAGAAGGUACCAGAAGAAGAAAGUAUUGCUUCGAGAAAGGAUGUAUUAUUGGAGGAGAGAAGCAGCAGAUAUCUGAUCAGUUGGGUUUUGAAGAAGCGGAGGAGCCAAGUGAAAGACCGGGUCGAGAAUGGAAUUGGUUUGGGCAAUGUUGUAAAGCAGGAUUCACGCUGGAAAGGGAAGGAAUGGGGUAGCGUUGAUAGGGCUCUUUUGGGUGGUAUUCUAUUGAGUUUCUUAACCGUUGUAGCUGUACUAGUUCAUCUUGGAAUUACGGCUUCUGCACGAGCUUAGAGGAACUCCAUUUUGCUUCCUCAUUCGGUUUUUGUACUUGCCUUCAUUCUCUGUUGCUAAAAGAAUUGUUGAAGGGAUUACAUUUCUCGAGGUCAAUGGGUGUAUUUUGACAUAAGCUACAAUAGAUUGAUCCUUGCUUUGCCUCA